UCCCUUCGACUCAUGUACUGCACAGUACUUCUUUUCCGCUACCCCCUCCUUGAUCUAACUUUUGUUGUUGGUGAUGUUGCCUUCUCUUCUUCCAAUGCCCCGUUGCAUCUCCCAUCUUCCGUCCCUUGCUUUCUCCCCACCCUCUUGCGUCAACAUUGCGCGUGAACCAGAGGGCUGCAGCACCGCCGUGCCCAUCUGCCCAGCAUGGCUUCCAACAACAUGAUCAAUCCCGCGGUGGACCCCAACUUGGAAGACGAGCUGUUCGCCCGGGAGGUCGCCGAGGUCAAGAAGUGGUGGAGCGACCCGCGAUGGAGAUACACCAAACGGCCCUUUACGGCCGAGCAGAUCGUCAACAAGAGAGGCAACCUUAAGAUCGAGUACCCUAGCAAUGCGCAGGCCAAGAAGCUGUGGAGGAUUCUCGAGCACCGCUUCCAGAACCGGGAUGCCAGCUACACUUACGGCUGCUUGGAGCCCACUGCUGUCACCCAGAUGGCCAAGUACCUCGACACCGUCUACGUCUCUGGCUGGCAGUCGUCGUCCACCGCCUCGUCGACAGACGAGCCGGGCCCGGAUCUUGCCGACUACCCCUAUACCACCGUGCCCAACAAGGUCGGCCACUUGUUCAUGGCCCAGCUCUUCCACGACCGCAAGCAGCGCCAGGAGCGCAUGUCGGUGCCCAAGGCGCAGCGUGCGAAGCUCCCCAACAUCGACUACCUGCGCCCCAUCAUCGCCGACGCCGACACGGGCCACGGCGGCCUGACAGCCGUCAUGAAGCUCACCAAGCUCUUCAUCGAGAAGGGCGCCGCCGGCAUCCACAUCGAGGACCAGGCUCCCGGCACCAAGAAGUGCGGCCACAUGGCCGGCAAGGUGCUGGUGCCCAUCAGCGAGCACAUCAACCGCCUGGUGGCCAUCCGCGCGCAGGCCGACAUCAUGGGCUCCGAUCUGAUCGCCAUCGCCCGCACCGACGCCGAGGCCGCGACGCUCAUCACGUCGACCAUCGACCCGCGCGACCACGCCUUCAUCCUGGGCUGCACCAACCCGGACCUGCCGCCGCUCAACGACCUGAUGGUGGCCGCGGAGCGGGCCGGGAAGUCGGGCGACGCGCUGCAGGCCAUCGAAAACGACUGGCUGGCCAAGGCCGGGCUGAAGCGCUUCGACGAGGCCGUGCUGGACGCCAUCACGGCCGGCGCAGGCGGCGACCACGCGGACAAGGCGGCGCUGGCCGAGCAGUACCGCCGCGAGGUGCAGGGCAAGCAGCUGUCCAACGCCGAGGCGCGCGCCGUCGCCCGCCGCCUGCUCGGCGGCCGCGACAUCCACUUCGACUGGGACGCGCCCCGCACCCGCGAGGGCUACUACCGCCUGCGCGGCGGCUGCGACUGCUCCAUCAACCGCGCCGUCGCCUACGCCCCCUACUGCGACGCCGUCUGGAUGGAGAGCAAGCUGCCCGACUACGCCCAGGCCGAGGAGUUUGCGCGCGGCGUGCACGCCGUGUGGCCGGAGCAGAAACUGGCAUACAACCUCUCCCCCUCGUUCAACUGGAAAGCCGCGAUGCCGCGCGAGGAGCAGGAGACGUACAUCCGGCGGCUGGCGCGGCUGGGCUACUGCUGGCAGUUCAUCACGCUGGGGGGCCUGCACACGACGGCGCUGGCGAGCGACCGGUUCGCGCGCGCGUUCGCGGCGCAGGGCAUGCGCGCCUACGGCGAGCUCGUGCAGGAGCCCGAGAUGGCGCUCGGCGUCGACGUCGUCACCCACCAGAAGUGGAGCGGCGCCGCCUACGUCGACGAGCUCCAGAAGAUGGUCACCGGCGGCGUCAGCAGCACCGCCGCCAUGGGCGCCGGCGUCACCGAGGAGCAGUUUCAUUGAGGGGCAUCCAUCCAUCCAUCAACCAGGGAGGGAAGGGUGUUUGAAAGGCUCUGUCUACCCAUCAGUGUGGUUGUUGCUGCCACUGGUUUCUACCCUGGUUCAACGUCCGUCUCCUGAUGUCGCCAGUGUGUGAUGGAGGGCUGCGUCUGUGCAGAGACAAGGCGAAACUCAUCGGCGUCCAACGGCUUGUUAGCCAAGCAUUCGGGGACUGUGGCUUGCGGGGAGGUUGCUACCUUGAAGCCCACCAUCGUUUUCCCCUUUCCUUCCUCGAGAAUUUGCUCACCUUGCUUAACGUACAGUGUGUUUAUGCAAGUGGAAAGGCUCAAGCCAAUCACGUAAUCACCGACACCUCCUGCCUGUGAUCU
Messenger RNA from Thermothielavioides terrestris NRRL 8126, 2228 nucleotides. RefSeq lists its product as uncharacterized. The record is from RefSeq and is a predicted model, not a curated record. Gene Ontology annotation, biological process: carboxylic acid metabolic process. Lineage: Eukaryota; Fungi; Ascomycota; Sordariomycetes; Sordariales; Chaetomiaceae. The transcript has 6 exons. Bases 205 to 1863 code for a protein of 552 amino acids. Gene Ontology annotation, molecular function: isocitrate lyase activity.